This is a messenger RNA of Babjeviella inositovora NRRL Y-12698, 1030 nucleotides long. It is a transcript of the gene HMO1, whose product is annotated as Hmo1p. The coding region runs from base 8 to 826 and encodes 272 amino acids. Lineage: Eukaryota; Fungi; Ascomycota; Pichiomycetes; Serinales. The transcript has 2 exons. The record is from RefSeq and is a predicted model, not a curated record.
UCAGACAAUGUCUCAAGAAUUUAAGCUCGCUAAGGACUCCUUAGUCGCCUCGUUAUUCGAAUUAUCCAAGACAGCCCAGGAAGUCUCCGCUGCCACCAUCAACUUCUACAAUUACGUUAGCAACAAUGCUUCUCCAGAAGAGGCUGAUGAAGCCAAGGAAUUAUUAGCCACCGCUACUGAGUCUCUCAAGCCUACGAGAAAGAGAGCUUCCAAAAAGACAGAUUCUUCUCAGGGCAACGAAGAGCAAACCCAGCCAGGUUCGGAGGAAAUCGAAGAGCCAACGAAGAAGAGAGCUAAGCGCGCCAAAGCCGAAAAGGAUCCGAACGCUCCAAAGAAGCCAUUGACCACUUUCUUUGUGUUUUCUGCCGAAGUUCGCCAAAAGAUUCAAGAUGAACGUAAGAAGAACGGCGAACCUUUAUACACUUCCGUGGAAUUGGCACAGGAGGUUGCCAAGAGAUGGAACGAAUUGACUGACGGAGAAAAAGAAAAGUACAAGAACAAGUAUACCACUGACAUGGACCUUUGGAGAAAGGAGAAGGAACUUUAUGAUGAGACCAAGAACGCUGGUGACGCGGUUGCCAAGGAAGCCUCUAAGGAGGAAGCCAAGGGCCCUAAGACCACCAAAGCUACCAAGGAGUCUAAGGCCCCUAAGGAAGUCAAAGAGUCCAGCGAAGUCAAGGAAACUGAAGUCGUUGUUCCUAAGACCGAAUCCAAGAAGAAGGCCAAGAAGCCUGAAGCCAAGGAAGAAGAGCCUGCAGACAGUGAAUCCGCUUCCAAGGAAAAGAAGGCUAAGAAGUCCAAGAAAUCCAAGAAAGUUACCACUUAAACAAAACCUUGGAAUCUAGCCACAUUGCUCUAUACCUGUUAUUUUCUUUCAAUUCCUCAACUGACCUCACAGCCGUGUAUUAUUUCUCAAUCCUUUUAUUAUCUGCUUCUACUAUCCUCAUUGAUUGAUUAUUCUGUUUAAUUACUUUAUAUUCCUGUAUAACUACGUUCAUAUUUACUUUUGUCGUGUUUACUUUAUGCUAGA